ACUCUCAAUGUUCAAAUGAGUUAAGCGAAAAUGAAGAAUCCGACAAUGACAAUGCAACGUUAGUACCAACUAUCCAGUCACCUGACUAUUCUUUACAUUGCUUUUCUCUGUUAUGUUUCUCAGAACGUUACGUUUAUCUCUCUCUGAUUCUGAUGGUAAUUUUUAUGUUAUAGGGAAGACGUUCAAAAUGAGAGAAAAUACAUAGUGUUUGAUAGUUGCCUGAGACAGUGAGUCAAUGCCCAUGUUGUGGUGAAAGCUGUUCCAUUGUGACCAAAACGACUGGUAGUAUGGUUAACGUACUAGCAAAAUGUCAUUAUGGUUAUGUUCGAGACUGGAAUAGCCAACCUCUGCAUGGGCGAAUGCCUUUGGGCAACUUGGUCUUUGCUGCCAGCAUCUUGUUUAGUGGUAGUAGCCCCAGCAAAGUUCUUCAAUUCCUUCGUCACUCAGGCAUACAAUUUCUGUCAGAGCGCACAUAUAGCAAUAUUCAAACAGCGUAUUUGAUACCCAGUGUUUCAAAUGUUUGUCAUAUGAACCAAAAGCAUCUUCUAGAAUCAAUCAGAGAAAGGAACAUUAACCUUGGAGGAGAUGGAAGAUGUGAUUCGCCUGGAUAUUGUGCCAAGUAUGGGUCAUAUAGCUGCAUGGAUUUGGAAUCUAACAACAUUUUAGACACACAACUUGUUCAGUCCAAUGAAGUGACGAACUCUGGAGCAAUGGAACUUGAGGGAUUAAAAAGAUGUCUGGCAAAGUUUGAUGAAAGUGGGAUGAAGGUGAAGUCAAUGACCACAGACAGAGAU
Molecule: messenger RNA, 794 nt
Organism: Xenia sp. Carnegie-2017
Lineage: Eukaryota; Metazoa; Cnidaria; Anthozoa; Malacalcyonacea; Xeniidae
Exons: 2
Source: RefSeq, a predicted model, not a curated record